This is a messenger RNA of Mercurialis annua (annual mercury), 2268 nucleotides long. RefSeq names its product flavonoid 3'-monooxygenase CYP75B137-like. Gene Ontology annotation, molecular function: monooxygenase activity; iron ion binding; heme binding. Lineage: Eukaryota; Viridiplantae; Streptophyta; Magnoliopsida; Malpighiales; Euphorbiaceae. The record is from RefSeq and is a predicted model, not a curated record. The coding region runs from base 502 to 2052 and encodes 516 amino acids. The transcript is spliced from 2 exons.
UUUUUUUACAUUUUGAAAUCAAAUCGAACCGAAUUUUUCGGUUCCAUUGAGUUAUCUGAUUUAAUUAGGUUUUUUUAUCACUCUCCUUGUUAUGGAUAAAUAGGGCUAGGCAUCUCAAAUAAUGACAAAACAGCUCUGGUGAUUUUUAGGCAAUAUAUAAGAUUCUUGCACUUCCGCUUCUAUAUUAAGACUUUUACUCCCAUCGGACUAAACUCCAUUUGCAUAGUUUUUCAUAUUUGGCCGGCAAGUAUGGAUUUAUUGGUGUGAGAUCAGCAGACAAUCUCAAUCAAUAAUACAUAAAUAUAUCUCUUUUAAAAAUCUACAGAACAGACAAAUGCAAGAAAACUCCGAAGAUGCUCUUUGUUCUCAUUUUGUUGACUUGUCAUUAUUUUUUUCAUAUAGUGGCAUCUUUCUUCCUGCCUAUAUAUCUUUUCUUUUCCUAUUCAAGUUCCUCAUGAAACAACUUCAGAAAAACUAUCACUUCUAAAUCUCGACACCACCAUGGAACCCGUCUCGAGUUUUCUUGGAAAUCUUGACAUAAAUUUCUCAACCUCUAUUAUUCUUUUUGCCAUCAUUACACUUUCUUGGUACGCUUGGCUAUUACUCUCCAACUCAAAGAAACACAGCAAGCUGCCACCAGGUCCGUCACCCCUGCCGGUGAUUGGCAACCUGGCCUCUCUUGACCCGGAGCUUCACUCGUAUUUUGCUUCUCUAGCAGCUAAAUACGGUCCAAUCUUGAAACUCCAUCUUGGUUCCAAACUUGGCAUAGUAAUCACAUCCUCAUCUUUAGCCAAAGAAGUUCUUAAAGACCAUGACAUCACAUUUGCUAAUCGAGAUGUCCCUGACGUUGCCAAAGCUACCGCAUACGGUGGUUGUGAUAUUGUUUGGACACCCUAUGGACCAGAAUGGAGAAUGUUGAGAAAAGUUUGUGUCCUCAAAAUGCUCAGCAAUACCAGUUUAGACUCUGUCUACAGUCUUCGCCGUCACGAGGUCCGACAAACUGUGAGCUAUAUCCAUAGUCAGGCCGGAUCCCCGGUCAACUUUGGUGAGCAGGUUUUCUUAUCUAUACUUAAUGUCAUUACUAAUAUGUUAUGGGGAGAUACUGUACAGGGUGAAGAAAGGGCUAGCCUUGGAACUGAAUUUAGAAAAGUGGUGGGUGAGAUGACCGAGUUAUUAGGUAAGCCUAAUAUAUCAGAUUUUUUUCCAUCUUUGGGUCGGUUUGACUUGCAAGGUCUGCUAAAAAAGACAGAUAGAUUGUCUAAGCAGUUUGAUGAGAUAUUUGAGAGAAUGAUUGAAAAAAGUCUGAAGAUGGGUAAGUCAGGAGAAAAUGGUAAGCAGAGUAAAGAUUUCUUGCAGUUCUUGUUGAAAGUUAAGGAUGAGGGUGAUGCCAAGACUCCACUUACUAUGAUUCACCUCAAAGCACUGCUUAUGGAUAUGAUAGUGGGUGGUUCAGACACAUCAGCAAAUUCAAUUGAAUUUGCCAUGGCAGAAAUCAUGAACAAGCCAGAAGUAAUGAGAAAAGCUCAACAAGAAUUGGACACAGUAGUAGGCAAGAACAACAUAGUAGAAGAAUCACACAUACACCAAUUACCUUAUCUAUAUGCCAUCAUGAAAGAAUCACUGAGACUUCAUCCAGCACUGCCUCUAUUAGUCCCACACUGCCCUAGCGAAACAUGCGAUGUCGGAGGCUACACCAUUCCGAAGGGCGCUCGAGUUUUUGUGAAUGUUUGGCAGAUUCAUAGAGAUCCUUCAGUUUGGGAAAAUCCAUUGGAGUUCAAACCUGAAAGGUUCAUUGACAACAAAUGGGACUACAGCGGAAGUGAUUUCGGUUAUUUCCCGUUCGGGUCCGGAAGGAGAAUUUGUGCUGGUAUAGCAAUGGCGGAGCGGAUGUUUUUAUAUUCACUUGCUACAUUUUUACAUUCUUUUGACUGGAAACUGCCAGAAGGAAAGAAAAUGGAGCUCUCUGAGAAGUUUGGGAUUGUUUUGAAGUUGAAGAAUCCUCUUAUUGCUAUUCCAACACCAAGGUUGUCUGAUUCAUCACUUUAUGAGUGAGUCUGAAUUAAAGUAUUUUUUAGCUAAUGAUUGAGUUUGAGUAUGAACUCAAUAUUUUUCUAUUCAAUUUCUCACUUGGUCCAAGUACAAAUAUACUAAGCACAGCUUAUAGUCUGUAAUUGUCAAUAAUUCCCUGGAAGAUGUGUACUUCUGUAAGCUUGUAACAACAGUAAUGAAUUAUGGAUAUGCAUUAGAAUUGCCUAUUCUGGUGGAGAA